GUAGGUUGCAAAAAUUUUCUCCCAUUUUGUAGUUGUGUUCACACAUUUGUCCGAAUGGUAAGCAAAACAUUUCCUCCUGUAGCUUAACAUAGCCCUUAUUUAAAAGUAAAUAGCUGCAGGCGAAUAUAGGUUUGUAGAUUUUGUUGUGAUUUAAACACAAAUAAGAGAGAUUUCAAUGUAGUCGUCCGGGGAUAGGUGGGAGACUAAAAUUGGGAAGGGAUUCCCAAUGAAGGGUUUAAUACAAAACGAAAUUAAAUAUUUUUUGCACAGGUUCCAUACAAGUAAAUCCGAAAAAAAGUGGAGGGGGAGGGGGUCGUCCACACCGCGAAUUGUUAUGGCGAGGAAGAUAAAUGUAUUACUAAAGAAGACAUGGACAGAAGGUGGAUGGCGCUGCGGCCUGGCUCCCGCAGACGGACUGCCUUCUUCUUCCAUUCGAGAUCGCUCGUACCGAACCUCCUUGCCUUCUUCCUGGGUCUCUCGGGGGCUGGACCAAUACAUCUGCCGAUGCCCUGGCCGAAUGGCAGGCGACGUCGGGUCCUGGACCCCCACACGCAGCUCAGUACCCACGAGGCCCCAGGCUGCUGGAAGCCUGUAGCUCUGCCGGGGAUGAAAGCCUGUCCGCAGUUUCUGCUGGAGUGGUCAGCCUCUGCCGGAAGGGGGCGCCCUUGUCUUUUUAAUGGUCCUAGCACACUAGUGGAAUAAAUCUCUCAGAUUCCACAUCUUUUGUUUGCUCUGAAUUUAUUGCGAGUGAAAAACAGAGAAAACCCUCAAGUUUCAGUUUCUGAUAGCAGAGUGUGGGAGUUAGAGCAUGGGGACUCCAGAGGUCCCAGACCCCCAAAGGUCUCUACCAGGGCCAUCUCCGUUAGUGGCCAUGGCAGCCCCUCUUGUGGCCUUUUUCCUGCAUCACCAAGUCAAUC
Molecule: messenger RNA, 917 nt
Organism: Homo sapiens (human)
Lineage: Eukaryota; Metazoa; Chordata; Mammalia; Primates; Hominidae
Product: putative protein PRAC2
Exons: 1
Coding region: 370-702 (110 amino acids)
Source: RefSeq, a predicted model, not a curated record